This is a messenger RNA of Oncorhynchus mykiss (rainbow trout), 2507 nucleotides long. The record is from RefSeq and is a predicted model, not a curated record. Lineage: Eukaryota; Metazoa; Chordata; Actinopteri; Salmoniformes; Salmonidae.
AACGGGAAAGCCGAUCUGAUUAAUGCUAACGUAAACAAACAGGCGAGCUAACGUUAACCAGCUAGCUACCUCAGUGGCACAAAAUAUCCUUGCAAUAUUAAUUGAGGAAUAUCAUAUUGGACAUGUCUUCUGUCUCACAGAUGAAAGAAAACUCUGAGACCAGUAAAUGGUUAGAUGCACACUACGAUCCAGUGGCCAAUCUCUAUACUUUUUCAUCUUGCAUUGCUCUUGCAGACCUGCAUGGGGAUGGUGAGAAUAAGUUGGUGGUGGGGGACCUGGGAACUGGUUCAUGCAACAUGAAGCUGAAGGUGUACCGUGGAACUGGCCUGAUGAGUGAGAACACGUUGCUCGAUCUGCCCACUGGCUUGGUUUCUUUCCUCAUGGACCAGCAUGAGCCACGCACGCCUGCCAUCGCUGUGGCUUCCGGCCCCUUCAUCUAUGUCUAUAAAAACUUGCGGCCCUAUUUCAAGUUCACUCUCCCUCCGUUAGAGGUCAAUGCUCUGGAACAGGACGUCUGGAACCAGGCAAGGGAGGACAUGAUUGACCCAUUGAGCUUGAAGGAAAUGUUGGAGGGCAUCCGAGACAAAGCUGAUGUUCCACUCUCCGUCAGAUCUUUGAGGUUCCUCAUGUUGGACCCACAAGACACGGAGGCUUUUGUGAACCUUCAUAAGGCGCAGCCAAUACGAAGACAGACUGUUAUUACAUGCAUCGGCACCCUGAAGAAGAACAUGGCUGAUGAGGAUGCAGUCAGCUGUCUGGUUAUUGGCACUGAGAGUAAAGAUGUCUAUAUCCUGGACCCUGAGGCCUUCACCAUCCUCUCGAAGAUGUCCGUCCCCAGUGCUCCCACUCAAAUGGAUGUGACUGGUCAGUUUGAUGUGGAGUUCCGGAUCACUGUGGCCUGUCGCAAUGGGAAUAUCUACAUCCUCCGCAGGGACUCCCCCAAGCCCAAGUACUGUAUUGAGCUGUCUUCUCACCCUGUGGGGCUGGUGAGGAUGGGGAAGAGUGUGGUGGUGGGAUGUGCCCAGGAGACCCUGCAGGGCUUCACACAGAAGAGGCCUGUGUGUGUGUCUUGUCCUGUCCUCUGUGUCCAGGGGAAGAAGCUGUGGACGGCUUGCCUGCCAGCCCCUGUCACUACCAUGGGCGUGAUGGACCUCCCCACCAGGGGCUUCCAGGCUGUGUUAGUGGGCCUGGCUAACUGUGAGGUCCACCUCUACAGAGACAAAAACCUCAUCAGCACCAUCAAGACUCCGGAUGUAGUGACCAGCAUUUGUUUUGGGAGAUAUGGACGAGAAGACGGAACCCUUAUAAUGACCACCAAAGGAGGUGGUCUGAUAGUAAAGAUCCUGAAGAGGACAGCUGUGUUUGAUGACAGGGACUCUGCCCCAGGUCCCCCUCUGGCACAAAGCAUCCGCCUCAAUAUCCCCAAGAAGACCAAGCUGUACGUGGACCAAACCAUGAGGGAACGGGAGAAUGCUGUGGCAAUGCACAGGGCCUUCCAGAUGGACCUGAGUCGUCUGCGUCUGGCUGCAGCGAGGGCCUACGUUAAAGCCCUGGAGUCCAGCCUUACACCCAUGUCCUCCAGCCUGUCUGAGCCUCUCAAGAUGAACGCAGUGGUGCAGGGCCUGGGCCCGUCCUUCAAGCUAACUCUGAACAUCCAGAACACAGCCGCAUGCCGUCCUGUCAUGCACUUGGCCAUCAGCUUUCUGUAUGAUGAGAGCCUGUAUAGUAUGAGGACAGCCUUCUUUAAGAUCCCCCUACUGGUUCCUGGGCUCAACUAUCCUAUUGACACAUUUGUGGAGUGCCUGAGUGAUAAAGGAAUCUCUGACAUCAUUAAAGUGUUUGUGCUGCGAGAGGGCAAGAGUGCACCCCUGCUGACUGCCCAUAUCAACAUGCCCGUCAGUGAGGGACUGGCACUCAACUGAGAGAGGGAGAGCGAGCGAGCAGCAUCUUUAGGCCCUGGGCUGGCCUCUAUGCUCUCACCCUGUGCUUCUAGCCCCCUCUAGUGGCAGGGCUGACUCGAGGUGACUGGGACGUUAACAGGAUCAGCUUGUGUUGGCCCCAGAGGUGGUUAAAAGCCAUGUGUAGCAUACGUACGGUAGGACAGGAAGUAGGGCUAUUUGUCCUUAGAGAGAACUCCAUAGAGAGAAAUGGGUUUAUGAUUGUAUCACAGGAUUUAAAAUCCAAACGUAAGUGAACUUGUAAGCUGUGUGUUGGUGGAUAGAGAUGUCAGGACAAUUAUCGUAAUUAUGAAUACAAGUGUAUAAAGUCAUUAUAUAUAUAUAUAUCUCAGCAUUAUUUAUUGCUCUUUAAAGUUUGUUAAAUAAUUGCCGGGAAAAAAACAGAUGUGCUGCUAAUUUUUUAAUGUUCAGAUCAUUCAUUGCACUUUAUUUUCAAAAAUGAAAGCUAACAAAAAUCCAUACAUUCCUGAGUUGUGCAGCAGUAUCCAGAAAGAGUUGGCUUUUCAAACAAAUGUAUUUAAUAAAACCUUUAAAUGACUUUUAUUUUCA